AUGGAAGCAGGGGGAGCUGCCGCGGACGAUGUGAAGACGGUGGCGGUGGUGGAAGUUGAUCCAUCGGCGCAGGCGGUUGGAGGGGAAAGCGGUGCUGGAGGGUCGGCGGUCGCUGCGAGGACCACCGCCGUGGAGUCCUCCGUCAUCGGGUCGGUGGUCGUCGGCACGGUGGUGGCGGCAACGACCGAUCUGGAUGCGGGCGAAUCUGCUACAGGGGGAGGCGAUGGCGUUGCGGAAGCAUCCAGCAUCGCAUGCGGUGAUGCUGCCGCAGCCGUCAAGGUGGCGGCGGAUCUUGUGGAGGAGGCUUCAUCCUCCGCGGCGGUGAAGACGGUGGCGGAUCUGGUGGCUGCGCCGGCUGCCGGCGACGUCAGUGAGGUGCAGGCGGACAUGCAGAUGGAGGUUGGUGAAGGGUCGAGGAAGCGGAAGCGCGAGGAGGAGGAGCCUGUGCCUCCUCCAAUCCAGGAGGAGCUAGAACCUGUCCCUCCUCCAAUCCAGGAGGAGCUAGAACUUGUCCCUCCUCCAAUCCAGGAGGAAGUACCUGUCCCUCCUCCAAUCCAGGAGGUGCCUGCUCCAGGUAUGCCUGCUCCAACAUUGGCUGCUCCACCUGUCCCUGUUCCAUAUGCGGAGUUGGAGGAGUCAGAUGGCUCCCUUGAGUAUGACUCCCAGGAUUCAUCCGAGUCCGUGGACAGCAGGAACAUAGGUUCCUUCAAGAGGAAGCUACUGCAGAAGCUGGAUGCUGGGGACCUCCCUUUCAAGAAGAGGGGGAAGUACUUCUGUCCAUGGCACAAGAUGAAGCCUAAGGGUGGCAUGCUUCGGAACCUGAGGCAGCACUGCGAGGAGCUAGCCCAUACUGGCAGCUCGAAGCAGAUAAGGGCAGAGCAUCAAGGGCUGCUGAUGGUGCUUGCUAUGGAGGAUGCUGACUAGUUCCUGUGGACUGCUGAUGAUGCAUGCUAUGGAAGAUGUGCUAGCUUUGCUUUUGGUUAAUGAUGUUUGAA
Molecule: messenger RNA, 995 nt
Organism: Lolium perenne
Lineage: Eukaryota; Viridiplantae; Streptophyta; Magnoliopsida; Poales; Poaceae
Source: RefSeq, a predicted model, not a curated record